AUGGGGCUAUUAAAUUUUCCUGUUGAAAUAUUAGAACAAAUAGCAAUCUUCAUCGAGUCACCCUUAGACCUUACAAGACUUGCUCUUGUGAACAAGCUAUUCUCGAAUAUUGUCCGCCCGCAUUUCUCUCAAUUUCUGACAUUGGGAAUCCCUUCUGCUGGUGGUGGCUGGAGGAUUCAAAGCCAACUCGAUAAGAUUACGGAGCGACAGUUACGAAAUGUGCGGCAUAUUGAAGUUAUGCACUCUUCCAAAGUCAAGAAAUGGGGCUCAGGCGAUGUUCGCGUGAGCUUUCCUGAUGGCAAGGAAUAUGAAGAAGUAAAGAAAAUCAACAGCCAACAAGAAGUAGAACGGAUAUACGGACCUUUUGAAGAUUCUGAGAUAGCACCUACAAUUUUCAAUGAGAGGGUUGCUGAGAUUAUCAACAAUCUCAAGUCAGGGCAGUUACAAUCUUUUAGAUUCAAUAGACAUAGCUAUAGUCGGGUUUUCUACCGCGUCGAAGUCGACAAACAAAUACUAUCGGCUUUAGCUAGCCCUCAGACGAGACUUACGAGGUUAACAUUAGCUUUCGACCCCUGCCUUGGAUAUGAUGACUGUAGCAUCUUCAACUUUCCACACCUUCGCUACUUCAACUACAACUGCUAUGAUGUUUCUGGACGGUACCAUCGGGUAUUUAGUCUGCUUUCCAGUUGCCAGAAUACCUUGGAGGAGUUGCACACUGCGAACUGGAAACCUCAGAAUAGAGGCUUGGAGAUGGACGACCGACAAUCAAAGAUUGCCAUCGGGUUCGAAGCCUGGGAAGAGUGUUCCAAAUGCGCAAAGAUCUGCAAGAGGGACAAGCAGGCUGAUGGAAAGAGGAUACAUUUAAAGAAUUUAAAGACCUGGAAGUGUAGUGGGUAUUCAUCAUAUACCUACGAUUUGGUCAAAAUCUUCAGGCAAAAGAAGAUUUUAGAGAAGGUUGCUCUGAGAAAGUACAGUGAGAGAACUUCUAUUGGCUUUUCAAAUUAUAGUUCAAAAUCGGGUGUGGACUGGGAGAAAUACUUCUCUUACCCGGAAUUUAACGGUAGUCCCGCAUCGAACGAAGAACUGAACCACUUUUUGGAGGCCACAGCCGGAUUUCAAAAAGUAACAGUUUCAGGAGUUCCCGGCAUGAAGUCCCCUUGGGGUUGGGUUGAAGGAUUAAAAAAGUGUCACCGAGAAUCACUGCGGAAACUUAAGGUAGUGAGCUGGGCAUUACAUACAGAUGAGGAGGAUGUCGAAUAUAUUGGGAACUCGCUACCCAGCCUAGAAGAAUUGACCGUUGAGAUGAAGGAGUCCAUUUGGACAGAGUUUAUGCCAGAUUGCAUUUUCGACGAGUCGAUUUUCCCCAAGCUGGAGGUUUUCAAGAGCAUUGGUGUGCCAUCCAGAAAAGACAAUACAUUUAGAGAAAAGCUUUGUCAGAAGGUAUUGAGUAGCGUUCUUGAAGGGAAAUUGUCGCCAAAUCUUAAGAAAAUAUAUGUUGGCAAGGCCAACUAUGUCUUCAUCAUUGACAGAGAAAAAAGAGACCAUGAAAUUGCUAAAGUCAUAGAAAAAACUGAAAUAGAGGACAUGGUUUUUGAAGAGCGAAUGAAGAUUGACGAAGCAUUGGAAAUUUAUGGAAUAAAGGUUACAGAGAUCAAAUACCAGAACCGUCGAACAGUCUGGCAAGGUAGAAAAGAAGUGUAUGAAUAA
This is a messenger RNA of Orbilia oligospora ATCC 24927, 1707 nucleotides long. RefSeq lists its product as uncharacterized. NCBI's taxonomy places the organism in Eukaryota, Fungi, Ascomycota, Orbiliomycetes, Orbiliales, Orbiliaceae. The record is from RefSeq and is a predicted model, not a curated record. The coding region runs from base 1 to 1707 and encodes 568 amino acids. The transcript is spliced from 4 exons.